Messenger RNA from Argiope bruennichi, 1381 nucleotides. Its product is annotated as actinia tenebrosa protease inhibitors-like. The coding region runs from base 107 to 1252 and encodes 381 amino acids. Lineage: Eukaryota; Metazoa; Arthropoda; Arachnida; Araneae; Araneidae. The transcript is spliced from 8 exons. The record is from RefSeq and is a predicted model, not a curated record. Gene Ontology annotation, molecular function: serine-type endopeptidase inhibitor activity.
CGAAGCUUGUGGGAAAUUAUGCAGUGUGCGCUUUCUUUUUUGUAAUAAAAGGAAAGAAUAUCGUUAACUUGUCCUCUCUCUCUGAAUAGACAUUUGGAAACGCAUCAUGAAGUUUUUAGUGCUGUUUGUCCUCGUUGCUGGAGCUUUCGCCUCCGCUGAGGAUUGUCCUCUUAACUCUCACUAUGAAGAGUGCGGCACCGCCUGCCCUCUUACCUGUGACAACUACGAAAACCCUCCUAGAGCGUGCGUCCUGAUGUGCGUUUCUGGUUGCUUCUGCGAUGAAGGAUACGUCAAGACCGAAGAUGGCAAAUGCGUGAAGCCCGAACGAUGCGCCGCUGAAAAAAAGAACUGUGUUGACAAGCCUGAAACCGGUAUGUGCCGAGGUUACUUCCCCAUGUGGUACUACGAUGAAGAUGCAAGAGAUUGCAAGCAAUUCAUCUAUGGCGGUUGCCAGGGCAACGGAAACCGAUACGUUACAAAGGAGCAAUGCUUAAAGAAAUGCGCCAGCAUCUUCAAAGCUGACUCUGACAGGUGCUCCCUGCCAGCCGAAACCGGAUUGUGCAGAGGCUACUUCCCCAGAUAUUAUUUCGACAAAGAAGCCGGUCAGUGCAAGAAGUUCGUCUACGGCGGAUGCGGUGGCAACGAAAACAACUUCGCGACUGAAGAGGAAUGCGAAAGCGAAUGCGGAAACCGAGCCGCUCAAGUCUGCGGCGAGAAUGAACGUUACAAUGGAUGCGGAACUGCCUGCCCCUUGACUUGCGAGAACUACGACAACCCACCCAAAUUCUGCAACCUCAUGUGCAAGAUCGGAUGCGAAUGCGAGAAUGGAUUCGUCCGACGUGCCGACGGAAAAUGCGUCAGGCCCGAUCAAUGCCCAAACAGACAGGCCGCUCUUGACCGCCCAGACUGCGACAAAGCUCCCGAAACCGGAGUAUGCAGAGCCUACAUGCCCCGAUACUACUAUGACCAGCAAGCCGGCCAGUGUCUGAAGUUCAUUUACGGAGGAUGCGGAGGAAACAGGAACAACUUCGAAACUGAAGAGGAGUGCUACAACAAAUGUGGAGCUCUCCAAUCCUUUUCCCGGGAAAUCUGCAACCUCGAGGCUGAAGUGGGUCCAUGCAAGGCCGCUUUCCGACGAUUCUUCUUCAACAGGAAGACCGGACAAUGCGAGCGGUUCAUCUAUGGUGGGUGCCAAGGAAACGAGAACAACUUCGAAACCCAGCGGGAAUGCGAGAACCGCUGCCUCGUCUAAGAAGCCGAUGACAUCCGAAGAGCAGUGAUGCAACCAACUUCAACUUGUUGCAUUCCAUUUGGACAUACGAUGAAGAUAUGAUCUUUUGUACUUAAUUGUUAAAUAAAAGACUUUUUUCAUCCUUUACAA